AUGGCUCAGCCUAAACCGCUUAUCCAAUGGUCAUCUGUAGCUGAGUCGAGUACGGAAGUUGCGAAAUUGCAUCUCUUGACUACAACACCAAAAGUGUUAGCGAAGGAAGGAUAUGUGUUUGAACCUUUGACGGAAAGCGAAACAUGGAGGAAGAUGAGAUGCAAGAACUGUGGUCAACGACUCAAGAAGUAUUUUCCACCCUUGCAAUACAGCAGAUAUGCACAGGGAGAUCUUAUGAGCUUUGAGGAAGAUCAAGCAGGGGAGGAGAUUGAUGAAUAUGAGGUUGAGAUCACGCAACCAGUUCGUAAUGCUAGCAAGCAGAAGCACUUGUGCGUGUACCAUGAUGGGCUGCUCUGGAAGAGCACCUAUCAAUGCUGUAAUGGCCACAUGUACACGAAAGGAUGCAUGUCAAACCUAACUCACGAAGCCUGCGACCUAGACGAGGCUCGAGCACAAUGGCAGUUUCACAAAACCCCCUCACCCGAAACUAUACCUGCACUACAGAUACCUGCUCACGUUCCAAACAGAAUUCAGAAUCAGGAUGGUCAUCGAGGAGCCAGACGUGGUCGUGGACGAUAUACCAACGUAUACAGUCACAACUCACCGUCGCCCAGCCCAUUUCUCAGUGGAAAGGACAUUCGUAUCGCAGUAGCGCUAGACUGCGAGAUGGGCACACCAAAGAACGGGACAAGUGUUGACAACGUCCUCAUUCGCGUCUCCCUCAUCGACUUCUUCACUGGCCAAACCCUCAUCGACAAACUGGUAGCUCCAGACGUCGAAAUGCUACACUACAACACUAAGUACAGUGGUGUCACUUUCGCCAUGAUGCGCAUAGCCAAAGAGAACCGAGAUGUCAUCUGUGGUGUCGACGCUGCUCGCGAACUAGUCUUCCGAUACGUCAAUGCGAACACUAUCAUCAUCGUGCACGGCGGCAAUGGCGACCUAAUCUCACUACGAAUGCUACAUCCAGCUGACAAGAUCAUCGACACGCAUGUGCUCGAGAAUUGGUGUCAAGACGUUCGGGAUCAGAAGUUGAAGAGAAGCUUAAAGGAUGUGUGCUUGCGACGAUGUGGAAUUACGGUGCAGAACUCGAAGCUGGACAAUGGCAGAGUGGCUGGACAUGAUAGUCUGGAGGAUGCCUUGGCUUGCAGAGAGAUUGUUUGUGCGUGGUUGAGGUUGAUUCCAAGUACAUAG
This is a messenger RNA of Lithohypha guttulata, 1194 nucleotides long. RefSeq lists its product as uncharacterized. The transcript has 2 exons. Lineage: Eukaryota; Fungi; Ascomycota; Eurotiomycetes; Chaetothyriales; Trichomeriaceae. The record is from RefSeq and is a predicted model, not a curated record. Bases 1 to 1194 code for a protein of 397 amino acids. Gene Ontology annotation, cellular component: nucleus. Gene Ontology annotation, molecular function: nucleic acid binding; exonuclease activity.